GCGAAGCCAAACGAACACAAUCUCUGCGUUGUUACGUAAUCUUUGUCGUCAUGAGACGAUCGUACGAGAGUGCAUUAUGCGCAUGUUUUUGUUUUCGAUAUUUCUCAGUUCAAACUAAAACAUAAUAAUUGCUGGCUUUGAGUUUGAAAGAGCGAUCGCCAACUAAUUAUUUGUUGUUUGCCCCAUCGAGAAGACAUGUUUCUGCGAGGAGUUUCACGACGCGCGUCGCAAAAUGCUUGUGGGUGUAGAUAUCUGUCGAGCACACCGAAGCCUCUCGUUGUCGCUGGGCCGUCAGGCUCUGGCAAAAGUACUCUUCUGAGAAAAUUGAUGAGCGAGUAUCCUGACGAAUUUGGCUUUAGUAUCUCGCACACUACGCGGGUAGGGAGACUGGGCGAAACAGAUGGUGUCGACUAUCACUUCACCAGUAGAGAAUCUAUGGAGGCUGGUAUUUCUCGUGGGGAGUUCAUCGAGACAGCGGAGUUCUCAGGAAAUCUGUAUGGAACGUCGAUACAGUCUGUCUCCGACGUGACUGAGAAGGGACGGGUGUGCUUGUUGGAUAUUGAUAUGCAAGGCGUGAGAUCCGUGAAGAAGACCCAACUUGACCCAGCUUACGUGUUGGUAAAAGUCCCAUCUGAGGAAGAACUGGAAAGGCGCCUGCGUGCACGUGGCACAGAGACACCUGAGAGUCUAACAUUUCGACUGAACGCAGCAAAAGCAGAGCUGGAGUAUGCAUUACAGCCAGGUGUAUUUGAUCACGUAGUUAUCAAUGGCGAUCUAAGGACUGCGUAUGCCGAUUUUGUUGCUGUGAUCCAGUCAGUGUAUCCACAGCUCGAAUUGUCCAAGUCGUGAUUUGGUUACGGAAUUUCCCUCCGUGUUUUAUUUAUGAUUAAUUUUGUUCCUCUAUUGACUAGAGUGACCUUCACCUUGA
Molecule: messenger RNA, 928 nt
Organism: Sycon ciliatum
Lineage: Eukaryota; Metazoa; Porifera; Calcarea; Leucosolenida; Sycettidae
Product: guanylate kinase-like
Exons: 1
Coding region: 196-849 (217 amino acids)
Biological process (GO): purine nucleotide metabolic process
Cellular component (GO): cytosol
Molecular function (GO): GMP kinase activity
Source: RefSeq, a predicted model, not a curated record